CUCCCCCCUGCAACUCACUCACUCCCCAAUCAACUUUUGCUUUUCAUUUUCACCAUUAAAGCUUUUCUUUCUUUCUUUCUAUCUCAUUGGUCACCCCCUUCACUUUCUUUUUCAUUCAUCUCUGUGUUGUUACAAACUCACACUCAUUUUCACCAUCAGAAAAAAAACCCCUCUUUAAAACAACAAAGAAUCCAAGAAUCUUGACACACACAUUUGGAACAAGAAAGAAUGAGAGUAUUUUAAAACAUUCACAAGAAAGAUUCUUGAAUUGUGUUUGGGCUAUUUAAAGAAUCUUGUUUUUUUUUUUAAUCUUUUUAAGGGUUUGUUUUUGAUACAUUUGGAAGAUAUGGCAGAAGCACCAAAAGCAGAGGAUAUUACUCAUCUUCCAACUGACCAACUUCAAGGGUUGGAGUAUUGUAUUGACUCAAAUCCUUCAUGGGGGGAAGCUAUAGCUUUAGGGUUUCAACAUUACAUAUUGUCUUUAGGGACUGCUGUUAUGAUACCCUCCUUUCUUGUUCCUUUGAUGGGUGGUACAUCUGGUGAUAAAGUGAGGGUGGUGCAAACAUUGCUAUUUGUUCAAGGAAUUAACACAUUUUUGCAAACACUAUUCGGAACCCGAUUACCAGUUGUAGUUGGUGGAUCAUGGGCAUUCAUGGUUCCUAUAAUCUCAAUCAUCCAUGACCCUUCUCUAACCGCCAUCGGAGACGAUCACAUGAGAUUUCUUGCUACAAUGCGAGCUAUACAAGGCGCGCUUAUUGUGGCAUCGAGUGUGCAGAUUAUCUUGGGGUAUAGUCAGUUGUGGGCUAUAUGUUCAAGAUUCUUUAGUCCUGUUGGUAUGGUUCCGGUGAUCGCAUUGGCUGGUUUUGGUCUCUUCGACAGAGGAUUUCCGGUGGUUGGAAGGUGCGUUGAAUUUGGCAUACCGAUGCUAAUUCUCUUCAUCACGUUCUCUCAGUACCUGAAACAGUUUCAGCCGAAACAAAUGCCAAUAUUGGAGCGGUUUGCACUGCUUUUGACCAUAGCAUUGAUCUGGGCAUAUGCACACUUAUUGACAGUUAGUGGCGCGUAUAAACAUCAUCCAGAACAGACUCAAAUGCACUGUAGAACUGAUAAAGCCGAUCUUAUAUCUGCUGCACCAUGGAUAAAGAUCCCCUACCCGCUGCAAUGGGGUGCACCGACUUUUGAAGCGGGCCAUGCUUUCGGGAUGAUGGCUGCUGUUCUAGUCUCUCUUGUUGAGUCGACAGGUGCAUACAAGGCGGCAGCGCGUCUAGCAAGUGCUACACCGCCUCCGGCUCAUGUUCUCAGUCGAGGGAUUGGGUGGCAGGGGAUCGGCAUUCUCUUGAGCGGUCUCUUUGGAACAGCAACUGGAUCGACGGUUUCUGUAGAGAAUGUUGGUAUGAUGGGAAGCACUCGUGUUGGUAGCCGAAGAGUCAUUCAAAUCUCUGCCGGUUUCAUGAUCUUCUUCUCGAUAUUAGGGAAAUUUGGAGCUUUAUUUGCGUCGAUACCUUUCCCGAUCUUUGCUGCGGUAUAUUGCGUGCUAUUCGGUUUUGUUGCUUCUGUCGGGUUGUCAUUCUUGCAAUUCACAAACAUGAACUCGAUGAGAAACUUGUUCAUCGUGGGUGUGUCUUUCUUUCUUGGUUUGUCGAUUCCCGAGUACUUUAGGGAGUACACAGCUGGUGCGCUUCACGGUCCUUCACAUACAAAAGCCGAAUGGUUCAACGACUUCCUCAACACCGUCUUCUUCUCUUCCCCGACGGUGGCGUUAAUGGUGUCGGUGUUUCUCGACAACACACUCGAGGUGAAAGACAGUGCUAAAGACAGGGGGAUGCCAUGGUGGGCCAGGUUUCGAUCGUUCAAAGGCGAUAGUCGAAAUGAAGAGUUUUACACCCUCCCUUUCAAUCUUAACCGGUUCUUUCCACCAUCAUGAGAUUCAUUUUCAGGUCGAAAGGUUAACUGUUAAGGGUAGUUUUGUCAUUUUGCCAUUUUGCAACAUUGAGAUUGUGCUGAUCACAAUCCCUUUUUGUGUUCUAAAAUUUCAUUAAUUUCGUGUAAAUGAAUGUUCUUUAUGUGCUUCAA
Molecule: messenger RNA, 2073 nt
Organism: Helianthus annuus (common sunflower)
Lineage: Eukaryota; Viridiplantae; Streptophyta; Magnoliopsida; Asterales; Asteraceae
Product: nucleobase-ascorbate transporter 2
Exons: 13
Coding region: 347-1924 (525 amino acids)
Biological process (GO): transmembrane transport
Cellular component (GO): membrane
Molecular function (GO): transmembrane transporter activity
Source: RefSeq, a predicted model, not a curated record